GUUUCCUCCGUCCUGCUGUUUUGAAGCAUGGAAAGCUGUUUACGGUGUUUGUCCGCGUGUUUUAGAGAGCACACCGAGCGGUGCAGUCACCAUGCUGCUCUACCAGCUCCCAGAAGAUGUCCUCUAUCAAAUAUUAGCUUAUCUGGAUUACAAAGCUCUCUGUCGACUCUCCCAAGUUUGCAGAAGUAUUCGUCACAUUGUAAACCGGGAUGUUGUGUGGAAGAAGCUAGCUAAAGACUUUUUAAACACCGGGAUCACUUGGAACGGGACGGACAUAUACCAUCAUAUCCCACUAAAGGAGAGAGUCAAGGUAGCUCAGAACUGGUCUCAUGGAGUCUGCAAAAGGUCAACUCCUCUCAAAUGGAAAACCAAAUUGUUGCCAUGGCUUCAGCUGGAUGUGGAUGUACUUUAUUUGUGUCAGGCUGCUCAAAUUGGAGCGUAUCAUCUGCACCAAGACUCCAAGAAGCUUCAGCGAAGCCCAUUUGAAAUUUAUUCAGGCCAUGAGGGCGAUGUUUGUCGCUUUGUUCUCACAGACGCUCAUCUGAUCAGUGGAGGAAGCGAUGGCCGAAUCCUGGUCCAUAGUAGAAGAAGUGAUGUGUCAUGGGGGUUGUCUGGUCAUAACCAAGAGGUUAACUGCCUGGACUCAAAGAAUGGACUCAUCAUCAGUGGAUCAAGAGACCGAACAGCCCGGAUUUGGACCUUGACUUCCAGCACUCCUAGAGCAACAAUUGCCAUGUUUGACAGAGUGUGGUCUGUUUCCAUUAGCCCCACGCUGAACUCGUUUGUGACUGGUACUGCAUGCUGUGAGAACCUCUCCCCUCUUCGCAUCUGGGAUGUUGAACGGUCAGCAUGUGUGUGCAUUCUGGGCUCAGAGUUUCGUCGUGGUGCUGGUGUGCUGGAUAUACAGUUUGAGUCACCAUUCCAGCUCCUCACCUGCGGUUAUGAUACUUUCAUUAGACUGUGGGACCUUCGACUCAGCCCACAGAGGUGUGUCUUGCAGUGGAAGGAGCCUCAUGACAGCACUCUUUACUGCAUUCAGACUGACAGGAAUCACAUGAUAGCCAGUGGAUCGUCAUACUAUGGUGUUGUACGUCUUUGGGACAAACGCCGGACUCAGUGCUUACAGUUUUUCCAGCUGAGCAGUGACACUGUGAGCAGCCCGGUGUACUGCCUAAGGUUGAGCAGCUCUCAUCUGUUUGCUGCUCUUGCCACAGCCGUGCAUUCACUGGACUUCAGACAGAACCCUACUGGCAUCAGAUAACACACAUAGACAUAUUUUAUCAGAUUUACCAAACCAUUAAAUAAAUUAUUUUCACAGUACAA
Nematolebias whitei (Rio pearlfish) is the source of this 1323-nucleotide messenger RNA. It is a transcript of the gene fbxw4, whose product is annotated as F-box and WD repeat domain containing 4. The record is from RefSeq and is a predicted model, not a curated record. Gene Ontology annotation, cellular component: SCF ubiquitin ligase complex. Gene Ontology annotation, biological process: SCF-dependent proteasomal ubiquitin-dependent protein catabolic process. Lineage: Eukaryota; Metazoa; Chordata; Actinopteri; Cyprinodontiformes; Rivulidae. The transcript has 9 exons. Bases 92 to 1261 code for a protein of 389 amino acids. Gene Ontology annotation, molecular function: protein binding.